Mucor mucedo is the source of this 374-nucleotide messenger RNA. RefSeq lists its product as uncharacterized. The transcript is spliced from 3 exons. The record is from RefSeq and is a predicted model, not a curated record. Lineage: Eukaryota; Fungi; Mucoromycota; Mucoromycetes; Mucorales; Mucoraceae. The annotation marks the transcript as partial.
CACGUACAGUACUUGACGAUUUAGAUUAUAAUAACUAUCUUCUUGAACAGGUUCAAAAGAUACAGAUAUACGGCGUAAAGACGGUCCUCUUGAAAGACACGCUCUUCGCAGGAAUAAACUUGAUGACAACUUUUUCAAAAACCAGAAAAACGUUGCUACUGUAUGAAAACAAGAUGGUUUAUCAAAUACAGGUAUUGAGUGAUAUAAAACUGGUGCUACCAAUAUUCAGAACCUAUUUUAUCCACUUGAUUCUUUGGUCUUUUUCUCCGGCCCGGGUUAACUGGUUUAAACUCAGGCUUAGUAUGUUUAAGCGCUGGUCUAUUGGCUGGCCUGACAAAGAGAGCGCUUCCUUGGCUCAGUUGGUAGAGCGUUAG